CCCCAAAACGAAAUCAAACCAAUUAUUUAUUUCUACAUUUUUAUAUAAAGUUUCAUCAUAUUUUUAACUUUGACUCUUUAUCAAAAUGGCUGGACUAUUCAUAAAUGGAGCAGUUGAUGAUGCAUCUGUAAAGGCAUUCGAUGAACUCGAAAACUCUGUAAAAUCUCUUAUCAAUGCUGCUAUCGAAGCUAGAAAACAUGCAUAUUGCCCAUAUAGCAAGUUUGCCGUUGGUGCAGCAAUACAAACCGACGAUGGCCACAUCUAUACUGGAAGUAACAUUGAAAACGGAGCAUACAGUGCUUCGUUGUGUGCGGAGAGAGUGGCUGUUGCAAAAGCCGUAAGCGAAGGCAAACGACAAAUUGCAGCAGUUGCUGUUGUGGGUUUGCAAGAGAAUUCUUUCACAACACCGUGCGGAUUGUGUCGUCAAUUUUUGAUGGAAUUUGCCAAAACAGAUUUUCCAAUUUAUGUAGCUAAACCAAUCAAUCCACCGUUGCGGGUGUUAUGCACUAGUAUAUCACAGCUUUUGCCAAAAAGUUUUAAACUAGAUUUUUAAGAUAAUAAUCACUUUCUAUGUAAUAAAGAUGAAUGUAUUUAGUUUUGGUAAAACAUUUUUUUUUAAUAAAUAAA
Molecule: messenger RNA, 627 nt
Organism: Episyrphus balteatus (marmalade hoverfly)
Lineage: Eukaryota; Metazoa; Arthropoda; Insecta; Diptera; Syrphidae
Product: cytidine deaminase-like
Exons: 2
Coding region: 86-553 (155 amino acids)
Cellular component (GO): cytosol
Molecular function (GO): cytidine deaminase activity; zinc ion binding
Source: RefSeq, a predicted model, not a curated record